AGAUGGCGACGGUUGUUUGGUUACUAAGACGCUUUGCUUGAUCUUCAAGAUGGCGAAAAACUAGUCAGAAAGCAAUUCGUACAGAGCGAUAGUGAUCAGCAGGGAUUGAGUUCUUCUCAAAGGGAACAACGAUGACUGAAGCUGAGGACGAAGAAAUAACACAGGCCCUGAUCAUUUAUUACUGCCAGGAGAAGUAUUCAAAUCACGUGUUGAAUGUUUCAAGUGAAGCCCAGCGAAAGUUCAGCAGUAGCCCAAUCUACACGUUCUUCCACGCCUAUGGCCUUCUCAUGCAAGAUCAUGUACAGGAGGCCAUUGGGGAGCUGGAACAGGUGAAGGAUAAGAGAGAUGUAUCAUUGUGUGCACUGAUGGCUCUGGUCUAUGCCCAGAGAAAAAGACCUAACCCAGACAGAGACACCAUCCAAGAGCUUGAUGUGAAGGUGAAGGAGACUCGUAAGACUGCCAGCCCGAAAGCUCUUUAUCAUGCUGGGAUGUUUCUCUGGCUCCUGGGCCGGAAUGACAAGGCCAGAGAGUAUGUGGACAGGAUGAUCAAAAUCUCCAACGGCUCCACAGACGGAUUGAUAAUGAAAGGCUGGAUAGACCUGACUUCUGGUAAAGACGGCUACACCAAGAAAUCUGGGAAAUACUUUGACGAAGCUCUGAAAGAGAAAAUCACUACUUUUGCUCUGAUGGGGAAGGUGCAGUAUAAUGAGGUCCGUCAGAAUUACUCUGGUGCCUUAGAGACGGUUAACCAGGUCAUUGUCAAUUACCCAUCAUUCAUGCCUGCUCUGGUGAAGAAGAUGAAGCUCCUAUUGAACCUGCAGGACUGGGAACAGACUGUGGAUGCUGCUCAGAGACUUCUUCAGAAAGACAGAAACAACCUGGAGGGACUACGAAUGCUAGCACUGCACUCCCUCUGCCGAGAAGGUGACAUAGGGGAGUCAGCGAAACAGUUGUUGAACCUUGUCAGCAACUUGGACUCUCAAGAGCCUAACAACCCAGAACUUCUUUUCAGAAUGUCUUUGGCUUUCACUCGAGGGUGUGGAAGAGCAGAAAAGGUUCUCCAGCACACACAUACACUCGUGGAACGAGCCUUCUCUCUGGCGUCGGGUGAUGCAGAGCUGGCUACUGAAUUGGGCUACCAGCUGCUCCUUCAGGGCAGAGCCAAGGAGGCCAUAAAGUGGUACAAAAUUGCCAUGACUUUGGAUGAGAGCAGUGUUCCUGCUCUGAUAGGUAUUAUUCACUGCCAGUUGAGUGAGGGUCAUCUGCAGGAUGCUGAGCAGCAGCUCGAAUUUCUUACUGAAAUUCAACAAUCCAUUGGCAAAUCAGCGGAGCUGCUGUAUUUGCAGGCAGUCUUGGCCAUUCGCAAAAGGAAGUCUCAGGAUGAGGUGACCAACCUGCUGAAUGUCGCUGUGGACACACACUUCUCCACUCUCCAGGGCCUGCCACUCAGUAUAGAAUACUAUGAGAAACUUAACCCUGACUUCCUGCUGGAGAUUGCAAAACAAUACCUGGCGCUCUGUCCUGCCAAGCUUCCAGCCCAGGGCCAGGCUCCUGCUCCUCAGCUACAGAAUUGUGCAGCUGUGUUGGACACAGUGGUCAAGCUUGUCCCUGGACUCCUCCAAGCCGUGUUCCUGAUGGCAAAAGUCAGGUUUCUGUCAGGGAACAUAGAGGCAGCUCAGAGCAGUCUGGAACAUUGUUUGGAGCAGAAACCCUGCUUUGCAGAUGCCCACCUCCUCAUGGCACAAAUCCAUCUCCUCCAGGGCAACUUCAAACUCUCUUCACAGUCUCUAGAGCUCUGCCUCAGCCACAACUUUGAGGUAAGGGAGCACCCUCUGUAUCAUCUGAUUAAAGCUCAAACCCAAAGAAAGAUGGGUGAGCUGCAGGAGGCCAUUCAAAUGCUUCAGUUGGCCAUGAGUCUGCCAGGAGUAAAAAGAGUAGGCUCCUCUGCCAAAACCAAAGCCAGGAGAGUGGAGCUCAGCACAGCAGACUGUGUUUCUGUGUAUCUGGAGUUGGCAGAAGCACUGUGGCUCAAUGGAGAACAGCAUGAGGCAGCUAAAGUGAUGCAGGAUGCUAUCAAUGAGUUUACUGGUACUCCUGAGGAGCUGCGUGUCACCAUCGCUAAUGCCGACCUUGCCCUGCUGCGGGGGGACACAGAGCUCGCAUUGAGCAUGCUUCGAAACAUCACACAGGAGCAGCCCUACUUUGUGCAGGCCAUAGAGAAGAUGGCAGAUGUGUACCUGAACCACAGGAAGGAGAAACGGCUAUAUGUAAGCUGCUAUAGGGAUUUGGUGGAAAAGAUGCCCAGCUCACAUACAUACUUACUAUUAGGAGAUGCCUAUAUGAACAUCCAAGAGCCUGAGAUGGCCAUUGACGUUUAUGAGCAGGCUUUGAAAAGAAACCCUAAAGAUGGUGCUGUGGCUAGCAAGAUUGGGAAAGCUCUUGUCAAGACCCAUAACUAUGUGAAGGCCAUAAACUAUUAUGAGGCUGCUCUUAAGAGUGGUCAGCAAAGCUUCUUGCGCUAUGAUCUGGCUGAAUUGCUCAUGAAGCUAAGACAGUAUGAACGCUGCGAGAAAGUUCUGCACGAGGCUCUCUCGCACGACCCUGUGAAUGAACUGCCUUUGCUAACAGAGGAUUGCCGUUACCUUGUACUGCUGGCCAAGAUUCAGAGCAAAGUCAAUAAAAAUGAUGAGGCUUUGCUUUCUUUACAUCGUGCGAGAGAUGUGCAGGCGAAGGUGCUGAAGCGUGUUCAGUUGGAGCAGCCUGACGCAGUGCCCAUGCAGAAGCAGCUCGCCUCUGAGAUCUGUGCUGAAAUUGCCAAACACUGCAGCCACCAGCGUGGCUAUGAGAGAGCCGUCAAGUUCUACAAAGAAGCGCUUGUGUACUGUGAGAGUGACAGCAAGGUGAUGUUGGAGCUAGCCCAGCUGUAUCUAACUCUGGAUGAUGUAGAGGCUUGCCAGCAGCAGUGCAGUGUCAUCCUGAAGAACGACCCAGUCAAUGAAGCAGCAACACUGAUGAUGGCUGAUCUGAUGUUCAGGAAACAGGACUAUGAGCAGGCAGUUUUCCACUUCCAGCAACUGCUGGAGAGGAAACCAGACAACUAUCCAACACUGUCCCGGCUGAUUGACCUGCUGCGCAGAGCUGGCAAACUGGAGGAGAUUCCCAGAUUUCUGGAUAUGGCUGAAAAACACUCGCCAAGAGCCAAGUUUGAGCCAGGGUACAACUACUGCAGAGGCCUUUACUUGUGGUACACUGGUGAACCCAAUGAGGGUUUGCGUCACUUCAAUAAGGCACGCAAGGACAAUGACUGGGGUCAGAAUGCAAUAUACAACAUGAUUGAGAUUUGCUUAAAUCCAGAUAAUGAGACGAUGGGAGGCGAGGUGUUUGAGAACCUGGAUGGAGACAUGGGGAACUCCACAGAGAAGCAGGAGUCAGAGCAGCUGGCAGUGAGAACAGCAGAGAAACUGUUGAAAGAGCUGAAGCCUCAGACCCCUCAAGGCCACAUGCAGCUACGUAUCCUUGAGCAUUACUGUUACCUGGCUACCAAACAGAAGGCCAACGUGGAGAAAGCUCUUGGAGUAUUCAUUGAGAUUGUGAACAAUGAGAAAGAUCAUGUCCCUGCACUGUUGGCAAUGGCCACAGCCUACAUGAUCCUCAAACAAACUCCUCGAGCCAGGAACCAGCUGAAACGCAUUGCCAAGAUGAACUGGAACAUUAUUGAUGCCGAUGAGUUUGAGAAGAGCUGGUUGCUCCUCGCAGACAUCUACAUCCAGUCUGGCAAAUAUGACAUGGCAGGAGAGCUAUUAAAACGCUGCUUGCGCCACAAUAAGUCAUGCUGCAAAGCUUAUGAAUACAUGGGGUACAUCAUGGAGAAGGAGCAAUCUUUCAGAGAUGCAGCCAUGAACUAUGAACUGGCCUGGAAGUAUGGCAAUCAGACCAAUCCAACCAUCGGGUACAAACUUGCUUUCAACUAUUUGAAGGCAAAGAGACAUGUCGACGCCAUAGAUGUUUGUCACAAAGUCUUGGAUGUACACCCAAACUAUCCGAGGAUAAGAAAGGACAUUUUGGACAAAGCAAGAGCUGCUUUGCGUUCUUAGUGUGUGUAUGUGUUUGUCUGAAAACCAGAAAUGUAUUAGCAUCCUAAUAACAGUGGUGUUUAUAAAUGGUGAUAUACUUGAGUAUUACAUUUUUAUCUGCUAUUUGAUAUAUAUUUUGGUGUGUUUUAAUUCAUUAUUCUUGAUGACUCUGUAUUAAAUUGUCUGUAAAGAAAAAUAAUUAUAUUAAAAAAAAGUGAUCCAUAA
Messenger RNA from Neoarius graeffei (lesser salmon catfish), 4298 nucleotides. It is a transcript of the gene ttc21b, whose product is annotated as tetratricopeptide repeat domain 21B. The coding region runs from base 132 to 4094 and encodes 1320 amino acids. The record is from RefSeq and is a predicted model, not a curated record. Gene Ontology annotation, biological process: protein localization to cilium; intraciliary retrograde transport. The transcript has 29 exons. Gene Ontology annotation, molecular function: protein binding. Lineage: Eukaryota; Metazoa; Chordata; Actinopteri; Siluriformes; Ariidae. Gene Ontology annotation, cellular component: intraciliary transport particle A.